UUAAUCGAAUCUGGUGUAAAGUUACUAUACCUAUACUUUGGGAAUUACCUUUUGGUCAAGAAUGUCGUGCAAAUGAUAGGAAGUUGUGGAAGAAAGCAUUAUGUAUUCGAACUUAUAUAUCAUGUAUGGAUACUCAAGCUAGAACUUUACUUAUUCGAAAAGGAUUUGAUUUAUCAUCAUCACCACCUCAAGCCACUUUUGAUUAUCCAUCAUUCACUCAUAAAUUAAUAAUUAAUAAUUUAGUUUAUUUUAUUUCCAUAUAUUCACAACGAAUUAUUGGUUCAAAUCGAGAUAACAAAAACAAUAGUAAUAACGAACUGAAAAUAUUAUUUCGUGAGAUAUGCAAAAUUAUAAAAUUUGUUGAAUCUUUUAAAAUGACGGAAGUUCUCAAUUACAUUACCAAUUCUAAAAAUUAUCUUAAAUAUAUUGAUUCACUUCUCAAGUUACCUGGUUCCCCGAAGAAAUUAAAAAGAAAUGAUAGACUGAUUAAACCAUUGAUUUAUGAUAAUAUUUUAAAUAUGGAAUUAUAUUUGGAUUCAAUCCCUAAAAUGGAAUUAUUAACAAAAUUUAUUAACGUUCAAAAACGGUUAGAAAAUCUAUCAAUUAUUAGUAAUCAUUAUCUAAAAUUUGAUUCAAUAUUUUGGGCUGUCAUUAGUCAAAAAGAAAAAUUAAAGAGUCUUCGUUUAAAAUCAGUAAAUUUUUAUAAUUUCAAGGGAAAAUUAACACCAAUUGGACAAUUUAUUUCAGAACUUUAUAUUGAAGAUUGUCGUGGAUUGCAUGAAUCAGAUUGUUUAUUCUUUGCUUCAUCAUUUACUCAAUUAAGUAGUUUUCGUUUUCGUUAUACAUUUGAUGGGUAUCCUCAAUCUCGAGAAUUUAUUAUAAAAAUUCUCGAAACGGCCAAUAUAAAUUUAAGAAAUAUUCGUCUAGAUUUAUAUCCCGCAAUUUCAUUUGAUAUAUUUUCAGCAAUUUUAAAUUAUUGUACAAAUGUUACCAAAUUAUCUUUAUGUAAUUUAAGUCCUAAACAAAUAAUAGAAAUAUUUAAUAAUAAUUUUAAAGAAUUAAGAAGAUUUUCAUUUGAUUUUGGAGACAAAUUAUUUGAUCCUAAUGAAAUAUUAUGUCAAAUGGCGGAAAAUAUACCAAAAUCAAUUGAAAUUAUUAAAAUUAAAAUGGAUUAUGAUCCAUGGAUGUUCAGUGCCGAAAGUUUAAGAAAAUUCUUUGAAGGGUGGUGUUGUAAAGGAGGAAAUAAAAAGAUUAUUGUAAAAUGUACAGAACAAGCGCGACUAUUUACAUUAAGUGAUGAAUAUUUUAAAGUUAUUGAAGAAUAUGGAGUAGAGUUCAAUUUGAUAUAG
Molecule: messenger RNA, 1349 nt
Organism: Diversispora eburnea
Lineage: Eukaryota; Fungi; Glomeromycota; Glomeromycetes; Diversisporales; Diversisporaceae
Source: the annotation of a GenBank genome assembly